ACUAAACUAUCGAUAACGUCUACUCGAAUAGCAGGCCUCGGCUAAUAUUAUUAAGAUUUUGUGAAAAUUGUGAAAGCAUAAAAGAUGAAAGAACAGCCGCUUAAAGAAGUUACCCAAUUAAUCCAUGCCAUCAAAGUGGGAAUGGUGGAGGGCUCCUAUAGCAUAACCAACAAGACUUUGGACAUAUUCAAGUAUAUUAUCAUGAGCAAGAGUUGGGAGAAUGCGGAUGCCCUUAUGCAGAUAGUACGUGCCCAAUGCCGAAUACUACAAGCUGCCCUGCCCCAAGAGACAGUCACCGCCAACAUUGCCCGACGCAUCUUGAAAUUGAUCCGCGAGGAAUUCGACCUCCUACAUGCAAAGGUCCAGCACUUUGCGGAUGAUUCGCAGGCUUCGCUUUCGCUGCACAAGCUCGUCACCCAGACUAGUGAGACCAAUAUAUGCGUGGAUUAUUCUCUGCCACAGAAAGGACUGCGUGAAGCACUGCUAGAUCAUUUGCAGGAGGUGGAAACGGAGCUGGAAACGAGUUCGGAAAAUGUCUGUGUCCAGGCCGAAGAGCAUAUACACUCCUCAGAGAUAAUACUCACAUUGGGCCACUCACGAAGUGUGGAAAAUUUUCUGAAAAGAGCCAUCAAGAAGCGCCAGUUCCUAACCAUUAUUGUGGCUGAAUGUGCUCCGGCAUGCAGGGGUCACAAUCUUGCCGCCAGUUUAGCCAAUGAAAAGAAAGUGGAACUCAUUGUUAUACCCGAUGCGGCAAUUUUCGCCAUGAUGUCCCGUGUUAACAAGGUGAUAAUCGGUACACACAGUGUCCUAGCCAAUGGUGGUCUUCGGGCAGCCUGUGGAGCAUAUACAGUUGGUCUGGCAGCCAAACACUAUUCCGUGCCCGUCAUUGUCUUGGCCCCCAUGUAUAAACUGAGUCCACUCCAUCUAUGCGAACAGGAUGCCUUCAAUAUGGUGGGCUGUGCCGAGGAUGUGAUAGAUUACGAUUCAUUGGCUGCUCGUGAGGCAAAAGUCUACAGUCCCAUGUUUGAUUAUGUGCCUCCCGAAUUGGUCACCCUGUUCAUAUCAAAUAACGGUGGUCAUGCCCCAUCUUAUGUGUACCGCCUGCUCACCGAAUUGUAUCAUCCAGAGGAUUUGGAAAUCUAGUGUAAAAAUGCUUUUGUCUUUAUUUUGGUUUGGUUUCUUCUGCUUUUGUUUGCAACAAAUAAAAAGUUGAAAUCAAUUGGCUAAUCAAAAUUAUUAAAUGUGCCUUGUCUAGAAUUUUAAA
This is a messenger RNA of Drosophila willistoni, 1264 nucleotides long. It is a transcript of the gene eIF2Bbeta, whose product is annotated as translation initiation factor eIF-2B subunit beta. Gene Ontology annotation, biological process: translational initiation. The transcript is spliced from 5 exons. Gene Ontology annotation, cellular component: eukaryotic translation initiation factor 2B complex. The record is from RefSeq and is a predicted model, not a curated record. NCBI's taxonomy places the organism in Eukaryota, Metazoa, Arthropoda, Insecta, Diptera, Drosophilidae. The coding region runs from base 85 to 1143 and encodes 352 amino acids. Gene Ontology annotation, molecular function: translation initiation factor activity; guanyl-nucleotide exchange factor activity.